This is a messenger RNA of Mytilus californianus (California mussel), 4733 nucleotides long. RefSeq lists its product as uncharacterized. The record is from RefSeq and is a predicted model, not a curated record. The transcript is spliced from 4 exons. NCBI's taxonomy places the organism in Eukaryota, Metazoa, Mollusca, Bivalvia, Mytilida, Mytilidae. The coding region runs from base 82 to 1275 and encodes 397 amino acids.
AUAGCGACGGAAUUUGUUUAUGAAGAAUGCUGCAGUAUCCUCAACAUUAUUGAGAGAGCUUUUGACUUAUCAAAAUUGAUUAUGGAGGCACCUAUAGAAACAUUUAUCAAAGAUUUUGUAUGGGCUAGGACUGGAGAAACAGUAUAUACAGAUUUGUCGACACCAUCUGUUGUGUUAAUUAGAGAUGUUAAAACCUGUGGAUCAACAGCUCUGGCGGCUUUGUGGCUUAACAUCCUGCAACAUCCUAACAACUACCCUGUACAACGAUACCCAUACAGGAAACUUUAUCAGAAAAAUGGAACUUACAAAGUUGUAUUAACAGUGGAUGAUGUGACAUUGACAGUCUCAAUGUCCUUUGGAUCUCUAAAAAUGAAGGGAGAAUUUAUACUCCAUUGGUUUCAAACGCAUUUCUUGAAAGUCUUGGAUGCAUAUGGAAGGCCAUGGGCAUACCCUCAACCAUUAGAUGAUAAAUAUUCCAAGUUGAGAAAAACUUGGGAGAAUUUACCUUCAGUGAAACACUCUGCUGUAGUUGUAAUUGAGAAUAAAACAGAAGUGAUAGAUAGCAAAGAAGACACUGUUCCUGAAAAUAAAGACGAAACAGAUUCAGAAAACAAAGAAGCAGAUAUAACAGAGGAGAAAGUUGAAGAGAGUUCACCUGAGGAAAAUGAUGAUCUGAUGGAUUUGAAAGAGGCACUACAGAAUGUAAACAAAGAGAGGGGUUCAGAUGAAGACAUAAUGAAACAGAUUGCUAGUUUGUCUGACAGCUGUGUCCAGCAUGGUCCUGAAUAUAUUUACAUCUUGUGGAAAUGUCUGUUAGAACAGUGGUUCAAAGAUGCUGACAACAGGGUGUACAUUGUUACUCCCCAACUAGAUGUGGAUCGUCUGAAGGACAUUGUCCAGCUUGUCCUGAAUCAAAGAUUAACGGCCAAUUUAGAAGCUUUAUACGUUCACCAUAAAUGUGAUCUCAUUCAGAACAUCGGAGAUGUUAAAGCCACUGUCCAGAAACAAUAUCCUAGCAAAGACCAAGUUUUUAUUGAAUACAAAAUCUACAGCAACAUCAUUUAUCCAUUAGCAGAGUUUCAGUGUAAAUUCAUAGCAUGCAUCAAAAAGGGUAAAGUUUGUGUAUUACAAACCAGUGCUAACUUCCAUGCAGAUCAUUUUGUAAAUGAGAGUGUUGACACAGUCAGUUUUCAUCAGAUGUCAAAAGAUGAAUUUCAUCAGAGAUUCCUCAAACCUAUUUUAGCUUCACAGUUUUUGCAAGUCAGUGAAAAAUAGUCAACUCCUUUAUUAUUAUGCAUCGUGUAUUAGUUUUUGCUUUUAGGACACUCAUAUUGAUAAUAAGAUAUCACCAAUUAUCAAAUAAUAAUUGUACAUGUAUGAAAUAAGUUUUUUUCACCCAAUAUAGUAAAACUAUAUCUUGCAUGUGCUUUUGUCUAUUUAUUGUAUGGGGUUACAGUACUAAGAGGUAAUUACAAAAUGUUUCUGGCAGGUUAUGUACAGAUUUUUUGUACACAGUUUUUACACACCCCCCCCCCCCUUGAAAACACCAACACAAAAACAAAAGUAAUGAUAUAUUAAAUAGAAUAAGUGUAUUAUUGUAAAGAAGGUAAACACAAAUUAUACUCUCUUAUGAUAAUACAUACAUGAAGGUCACCCAUAAAUCCAGUAAAUGACAUUGUAUGUCACAAAUAUCUUAAACCAUUCUUGUCAAUUAAACUUGUCAUUUCAACUUGUUUCCUAUGAGCAUCCCACUCCUGCCAAAAAAAUUUAAAGAUGAGGAGAUGUGGUGAGAUUGCCAAUGAGACAACUAGGCAUACAGUCACUGAUGGACAAGAUGUGAAAUGUCAAAUUUUGACUGGUAUUUUGAAAAAGUAUUAAAAACAAAGGCUUAACUAAUGUUUGCAAGAUGCAUUAUAAGCAAAUUUUAUGAUGAAAGAAUGGCAUGUAACCUUUUUUGGUUGGGCUCAGGGGUCCAUCUAGAAGUUUUGCCCACUUUGUAACUCUCCCACUUUGGACAUUGGAAAUGACAAAAUUCACCCAAGUUGUAAUCUAAGUGCGACUUAUUUUGAUGAAUUGCAUUACCAUAUGAUUGAUAUGAGAUUGAGAUAUUGGUUUGUUUGUGUAGAAAUAGUUUUUGCUGUUAGAAAUUGAUUUUUUCAUUCCCCACCUACAUGUACGAUAGUUAUGUUUUCCAGUUUGUUUGUCCAUUAAUCUGUCCGUCCUGUAUAAUGUUUAAAGUUUUGCUUCAAGGUUGUUUACCAACUUGAAACUUGGUACAUAUUUUCAAUAUGAUAUGAACUUUUCUCUAAUUUUUGUGCUAUUUUCACAUUUCUUGAUCGGUGUGAGAAAAAUAUUUCUCCUCACUGGUGAAAUAUCUUUUCUCGGCAAAUGAUUGGUUGAAAUUUGAUUAUGACUUAAAAUUUUCUUGGUUUCUUCUGAAUUUCCUAUUGUGACGUCAUGAAAAAAAGGCGACCAUGCCUGAUGACGUCACAUAUAAAGAACACAACUUUCUGCAAAUCUUUGAAAAGGAAGGAUAAAAAUCAUUAGAGAAACAGAUUUCACCAUUAUGACUCGUGUAUUACGAUAUUUCUCCACUCUCAACAGUUACAUUUUAAUUAUUUAAAAAGUUCGGCAAAUUUAACUGUCUCGAGUGGAGAAAUAUCGUAACACACUUGUUGCAGUGGUGGAAUCUAUAUAUUAUUUAUUUUGUCUGUUGUCUUUACAUGUAUUUGUUAUUUUACAUGAUUUUAUUUUGUAUGUUAUUUUUAUAGUUUAUUUUACAUAAUUUUCUGUUUGAUAUAAAAUAUUUUUUUGAUUUUUGGUACAGUAGUUUGGUUUUAAGUACCACCGAUAAAUAAAAAUUUUCAAACUGUUCAUAAGCUUUGGUGUAUAUUGUAAUUUUGUCAAAAGAUGAGAAGACUUUUUGAGAUAAAAGAUUAAUCUGAUAGAGAUUACUAUUAUACUAAUGAAAAAUUAAAAAAUAAAAAAAAAUUAAAUUAAUCAAUAAUAUGGCUGGCCAGGUGACUUUUUAUAUGUUUCCUGGAGUUUUGAUGAAGCAAUUGCUAUUUUUUUCUGCAGCUGUCAAUUGAACAGCUACAGUAUUUAUCUAAAUUGAUAAAUAAUUGUAUGAAAGGAAAAAAACAUUACAGAUAUUAUAUGCUAGCCUCUGUGAUAUAUAUGCAUUGCCAUUUUCUUGCCACAAUUUGUCCAAUCAAUGUAUUUUUUAGGAUCAUGUCAAGCUGAUUCUAAUCCAACUGAAUCUGAAGAAUUACUGGUAAUAGGUAUAUAAACUAGUAAUGCUGAUCUAAUAAAGAUAACUGUUUUGGUUUAAUAAUACAUUAUGUAUUUUGGACACAUUCCCACUAAUUGAAGUUCAGUAUCAGUUGUAUUUUUACCUCUCCUCCACUUAUUGGCAGGGGCAUAUAUUUAUAGUGCUAUCUUUGUUGGCCAUUCUCAUUUUAAAAAAUCUGAAUAUCUAGACCAUUUCUAUAAUGCCUGUAGAUAUUGAGAUGAUUUUUGCUUCAUAUUAAUAUAAAGGUGAAUUUACAGAUUGAGUUCACAUUUUGUUUUGGAUGACCUUAUUUUCAUGGAGUUUUGGAAUUUGGCCACAAGCAGGUCAUAUGAAUUGGUUGGACAUGUUUAGUUUUUGGUUUGUUAAUUUAAUUUUGAAACAACAAUGUAUUAAUAUAUGUUACAUAUGAAGUAACAAGGAAUAACAGUAAAAAAUAAAUGUUGACAGUCUUUGGCUUUCUAUGUUGUUGUGCGUACUGUACUGCCUGUUUGUCCGUUUGUCUUUUUCUUUUUUAGCGAUGGCGUUGUCAGUUUAUUUUUGAUUUAUGAGUUUGAAUAUCCCUUUGGUAUCCUUCGCUUCUCUUUUACUUAGUGUUUUCCUUAUGAAUUUUUUAUAACAAUAUAUUCAGAUUUAUAGAAGAAUUUAUUCAGAAUUAGCUUUUUGUGACAAAAGAAGAAUUCUUUUUGAGAUAAAAUGUAGAAGCCAGGAAAGCUGGUGAAAAAUCGUUUAAAGGCAUAUUGUAUUAUAUAUCAUUAACCAGGUCGCUAGAUGGACCUAGAUGUAGUAGAAAAUUUACCUAACUUUGGAAAACUUUUGUAAUUCCUGGGCAAAGUUCAGAAUAAUUUGUGUAUAUUGAUAAAAUGUUCAUAUUAUGCAUCUGAUUUCUCAUAUUAUAUUGAAGUACAACUUUCAAGUUAUUUUGUUAUUUCCAUAAUUUUCAGUACAAAUGUAUACCAAAGAUACAUUAAAUUUGGAGUAGAAAAGAGCAACACUUGAUACUAAUGGGUUAGAUGAUAAUUAAAAGACUUGAGUUAUGAAAUUUGUAAAUUGUUCACAUUUGCACUGUUGAAAAAUUAAUCAAAAACAUCUUCUAGCAUUGCACAAAAACCCAUUUAGACAUCAAUCAGAAAGAAUUUCACCAGAAACUUAUUUUUAAACCCACCGAAAUUUGAUUAUACUAAUUCAAAACAGCAUCCCUAUUUAAUUAUGUCAUGAAAUAUUAUUUAUUUACUUCCUGUGAUAUUUAUAUUUUAAUAAGUGUAUACACACAUAGAUUUUUUAUUCACCUACUGUCAAAUAACUUACACAUUCAAAUGCUAUAUUUAGAAUUCAGUAUUCGGAUGUUUUAGAUGAUCUUUAUUGUUACAGUAUAUUUUACAUUAAAUUUUAUUAUUUACAUGUAUCUUCACAAUGUUUAUAAAAAUAAAUUAUACACAUUUUC